Synchiropus splendidus (mandarinfish) is the source of this 10363-nucleotide messenger RNA. It is a transcript of the gene dysf, whose product is annotated as dysferlin, limb girdle muscular dystrophy 2B (autosomal recessive). Gene Ontology annotation, molecular function: calcium-dependent phospholipid binding; calcium ion binding. NCBI's taxonomy places the organism in Eukaryota, Metazoa, Chordata, Actinopteri, Syngnathiformes, Callionymidae. The coding region runs from base 262 to 6660 and encodes 2132 amino acids. Gene Ontology annotation, cellular component: cytoplasmic vesicle; T-tubule; membrane. The record is from RefSeq and is a predicted model, not a curated record. The transcript has 57 exons. Gene Ontology annotation, biological process: negative regulation of phagocytosis; vesicle fusion; macrophage activation involved in immune response.
AGCCUGCUGUGAUCGAAAGGACAGAGUGUGUAGGGGAAAGAACGAUAGAGCUGCGGACUGCAGCAUUAACACACUCCCUCUCUCUCGCUGUCUCUCUCUCUCUCACUGUCCUUCACCCACUCUUCACUAUCUGAGGUCCUCUUGCCUUUUUCCCCCCACGGUCGGGGGUUUCACUUAUAGGACUGUGACCAUUUCCAUUUUGGGAUUUUCUCCCGGCCUCACAUGGACUGUCUGUGGACAAAGCUGUGCUGUGUGUGAGGAAUGCUGCGUGUGUUCAUCCUGUGUGCAGAGCGUCUGCUGACGCCAGACAGUGACAUCAGUGAUGCCUACUGCACCGUCACCUAUGAAGGUUCAAAGAAGAAAACCAAAGUCAUCAAGAACAACCCCAACCCUGUGUGGAAUGAGGGCUUUGAAUGGGACCUGAAGGGAAUUCCUCUGGACUCUGGAGCCGAAUUACACUGUGUUGUCAAGGACCAUGAGAAGAUGGGGAGGAACAGGUUUUUGGGCGAAUGCCGCCUGGCCUUGCGAGACGUUCUCAACGCUCCAAACCUGGCGGCGUCCUUCACUGUCUCCCUGCUGGACACCAAGAGAAACAAUACCGGGGCGACGCUGACUCUGCAAGUUUCCUACACCCCUCCGCCUGGAUCAGGACCCUUCUUCCACUCGACCCCUCUUCCCGAGUCCCUGCCUCACACCAACCCCAACGUUGAGCUGGACACAGUCACCGUGAUUUCUCUGGACACCUUAGAAGAAGACACGGAGAGCAUGAUCAUGGUGGAGCCCAUGGAGGAUCAGGGUGCUGACGACGGGCGCUCCAUGGUGAUAGUUGGCCCUCAGGGGCCACAGGGAGACGAGUCCCCAGCAGCUCACACGCCCAAACGCUCACCGCCGACCAACAACAAUCAGGGAGGGAUGAGGAAGAGGAAGAGAGGGGGGUCUAGUGCUCAGUCCAAACCGCUCCCUAAUAAACCUCAGGACCUCCAGGUUCGUGUGCGCAUCAUCGAGGGCCGACAGUUGCCCGGCAUCAACAUCAAACCAGUGGUGAAGGUGGCAGUUGCUGGUCAGACCAAGAGGACGCGUAUCAGGAAAGGCAACAACCCACACUUUGACGAGACCUUCUUCAUGAACUUCUUUGAGACGCCAUCAGACCUGUUUGAUGAACCGAUGUUUAUAACGGUUUGUGACUCCAAAUCACUCAGAACUGAUGCAGUCAUCGGAGAAUUUAAGAUGGAUGUUGGCGCCGUGUAUCAAGAGCACAGACACUGCUUCCUGAGGAAAUGGCUCCUGCUGUGUGACCCCGAUGACCUCUCGGCAGGUGUCAAAGGUUAUUUAAAAGUCAGCCUGUUUGUGUUGGCUGCCGGGGACGAGCCGCCGGCCGACAAGCGUGAGUGUGUUGAGGACAAAGAGGACAUUGAAGGGAAUCUGCUGCGACCAGCUGGUUUGUCUCUUCGAGGAGCCACAUUCACCCUGAGAGUCUUCAGAGCGGAAGAUCUGCCGCAGAUGGACGAUGCCUUCAUGGACGGGAUGAGACAAAUUUUCGGGUUCGACAGCAACAGGAAGAACCUGGUGGAUCCUCUGGUGGAGAUCCACUUUGCCGGAAAAACUGUCUGCACCAAGAUUUUGGAGAGGAAUGCCAAUCCUCAGUGGCACCAGAGUCUCACCAUGCCCAUACGGUUCCCUUCGAUGUGUGAGAAAAUGAGGAUCAGGAUUCUGGACUGGGACAGAGCCAGUCACAACGACGUCAUUGGCACAGCACAUCUCUGUAUGUCCAAGAUAUCUGCCCCUGGAGGAGAGAUUGAUGACGACUUGACCCCCCGGACCGUCCACCCUGGCAUGGAUGACAGUCUCGGGUUUCUGCCAACGUUCGGCCCGUGUUUUAUCAACUUGUACGGCAGCCCACGAGAGUUCCUGGCCUUCAGUGACCCCCAUGAAGCUCUGAACUUGGGAAAGGGCGAGGGUGUCGCCUAUCGUGGGCGUGUUCUACUGGAAGUAACCACAAAACUGAUGGACAAACCGGAGUCCAAAACCGAAGACAUCUCGUCUGAUGAUCUUCUCGUAGUGGAGAAGUUUCUCCGUAAGAGAAAGUUCUCUCUCUUUGUGGCCUUUUAUUCGGCAACACUCCUCCAAGACGUGGACGAUGCCAUCCAGUUUGAAGUCAGCAUCGGCAACUACGGCAACAAGUUUGACUACACCUGCCUCCCGCUGGCCUCCACCACACAGUUCAGCAGGGCUGUGUUUGACGGCUGCCAUUACUAUUAUCUCCCGUGGGGAAAUGUGAAGCCGGUGGUGGUUUUGUCCUCCGAAUGGGAAGACAUCAAACCUAGAAUCGAGGCCCUGAACCUGCUGCUGGCUGUUGUGGAGCGACUGGAGGCAAACCUGGAGCGUGUGCAGCUGGAUGCAAAGGCUGGUGGGGAAAUGGAGGAGCUGGAGCGCCGGGUGGUGGAGCUGUUAGACCAAGUCAUUUCAGACUGUAGUCAGGAGCUUCCGUCUCUGAAUGACUGGCAGUGUGCGACGCCUCUGGACCGCUCGUUGAGACACAUUCGUACGUUGAACCUGCAGCAGAUUGUUUCAGCUGCUCUGGCUCUGAAACAUGGACCAGAAACGGAACUAUCCACUGUUCUGGAGCAAGCCGAGGACUGGGUCAGCCGACUGAAGUCCCUGGCUGAAGAGCCUCAGAACAGUCUUCCGGACAUCAUCAUCUGGAUGCUGCAGGGGGACCGCAGGGUGGCGUACCACCGCAUCCCGGCGCACACGGUCAUCUUCUCCCAGCAGCACUGCGGGAAACACUGUGGACAGCUGCAGACCGUCUUCCUUAAAUAUCCUCAGGGCAGUGGUGGAGAAGCCAAGCUUCCUGGUCAGCUGAGAGUCAAAGUCUGGUUUGGGCUGUCAGCUGAUGUCAAACACUUCAACCAGUGUGCUGAAGGGAAACUGUCCGUUUUUGCGGAGACGUACGAGAAUCAAACCCGCCUCGCACUGGUUGGCAGCUGGGGAACUACAGGUCUGACUUACCCAAAGUUCAGUGAUGUCACAGGACGAGUUAAACUGCCCAAAGAGAGUUUCAAGCCGUCCCCUGGCUGGACCUGGGCUGGAGACUGGUUCAUCAGCCCAGAGAAAACGCUGCUGUUUGAUGUGGAUGCAGGUCACAUGACCUUCACAGAGGAAGUCUUUGAAAACCAGAUGAGGUUACCUGGUGGUCAGUGGAUUGGAAUGCCAGAGGGAUACACCGACGUGAAUGGUGAGAAGGCAGUGCCCAAAGACGAAGUGGAGUGUCCACCUGGUUGGGUGUGGGAGGAUGAGGAGUGGAGUGAAGAUCUCAACAGAGCCGUGGAUGAGCAUGGUUGGGAAUACGGAAUCACCAUACCUCCAGACCGCCGGCCCAAAUCAUGGGUCACAGCAGAGAAGAUGUACCACACUAACCGACGUCGACGAUGGAUACGACUGAGAAGACGAGACCAACAGAAGAUGGAAGCACUCAGAAAGCAGCGUCCAGAUGACCAGGAGAAGGAAGGCUGGGAGUAUGCUUCACUUUUCGGCUGGAGGUUUCACCUGAAGCCCAGGAAGACGGACAGUUUCAGGAGACGCAGGUGGAGGUGCCGCAUGGAACCGCUGGAGAAGACGGGGCCGGCUGCCAUCUUUGCUCUGGAGUGCUCUCUGAGCAGCAUUGAGGACAAGAAUGACGACAAGACUGUAACAACUACAUUUGGAGUCAACAGACCAACCAUUUCCUGCUUCUUUGACCGCGGUACCCGCUACCACUUGCGCUGCUACCUCUAUCAAGCCAGAGAUCUGCUCGCCAUGGACAAAGACAGCUUCUCCGAUGCCUACGCCAUCGUGUCCUUCCUGCAUCAGUCCCAGAAGACGGUCACGGUGCGAAACACCCUGAACCCCACCUGGGACCAGACGCUCAUCUUCUAUGAGGUGGAGAUCUUCGGUGACCCGGAGACCACCAUGUCCUCGCCACCCAACGUUGUCGUGGAGCUCUACGACCAGGACACAUACGGGGCUGAUGAGUUCAUGGGCCGAUGUGUGUGUCAACCCUCGGUAACUGCAUCUCCUCGCCUGGCCUGGUUCCCAAUUCGAUUUGGGGACAAACCUGCUGGUGAACUGUUGGCUGCCUUUGAGCUCAUACGCAGAGAGAAGCCGGCAGUUCAUCAUAUUCCAGGUCAAGAGGGCGACAUCAUGACUUCCACUCAUGUUCUGGAUGAGUUAAUGUUUCCGGGAUUCCUCACUGAAAACCUCCAACAAUGGCCUGAGGAGUCGGACCUGCCGUACCCACCACCGCAGAGAGAACCCAAUGUCUUCAUGGUUCCGCAGGGGAUCAAACCCGUCCUGCAGAGAACAGCCAUCGAGGUCCUAGCCUGGGGAGUACGCAACCUGAAGAGUUUCCAGUUGGCCAGCGUGACCUCCCCGAGCCUGCAGGUAGAGUGCGGCGGCACCAUGGUCCAGAGCUGUGUCAUCCGCUGCGUGAAGAAGAAGCCCAACUUCGAUGUCAACACGCUGCUCCUUGAUGUGCGACUACCUGUGGAGGAGCUCUACAUGCCACCAAUCGUCAUCAAAGUCAUUGACAACCGACAGUUUGGCAGAAAGCCGGUUGUCGGUCAGUGCACCAUCAGGUCUCUGGAGGAUUACCGAUACGUAAAGGAGGAGGAUGGAGAAGAGGAGGAGGUGGAGGACAUCAGAGGUCAUGUGCCUCGGGUGACAAGCGGGGACGCAUUGAUUGACAUAGAUGACAAAGAGCCGCUUAUUCCGGAGCAGCUUGCAGAUGGUGCCGGCUCUGCUAUCAUUAACCUCUCCACUUCUAGCUCCAGCCUCCAUGGAGAAGAAUUCAUGGACUGGUGGAGUAAGUUUUAUGCCUCGACUGGAGAGAAAACAAAGUGUGGGUCGUAUCUUGAGAGAGGGCUGGACACACUGAAGGUGUACGACAGAGAGUUGGAAAAGGUCGAGGAUUUCCAAGGCCUUUCCGAUUUCUGUCAAACCUUCAAAUUGUACAGAGGAAAGACUCAAGAUGAAGGAGAAGAUCCGUCAGUGGUUGGAGAGUUCAAGGGUAUGUUCAAGAUCUACCCUCUUCCAGACGACCCCUCUAUAUCGGUUCCUCCUAGACGGUUCAGAAAACUUCCUCCAAAUGGCAACGAGGACUGUUUAGUUCGAGUCUACAUCAUCCAGGCCCAAGGUCUUCAGCCCAAAGACACCAAUGGAAAGUGUGACCCUUAUGUGAAGCUAACACUGGGCAAGAAGACCAUCAACGACCAUGAGAACUACAUCCCCUGCACCCUUGAUCCUGUCUUUGGGAAGAUGUUUGAGCUGCACUGCUCUCUCCCUCUUGAGAAAGACCUGAGGGUGAUGCUCUACGACCAUGACCUGUUGACCAAAGACGAGAAGAUCGGAGAGACUGUGAUUGACCUGGAGAAUCGCUUCCUGUCCAAACAUGGAGCCAUGUGUGGUUUACCACAGUCCUACUGCAUAUCAGGUGUGAACCAAUGGAGACAGCAGCUGACGCCAAGACAACUACUGUUCAGAGAAUGUGAGCGGCGAAACUUGCGGAUGCCUGUCUUCAGAAACAGCUCAGUCGUCUUCAGAGGAGUGGAGUACACGGCUGCAGAUCUCGAAGACAAACAAGAGGCCACACGUCACCUUGGACCUAUUGAGGAGCGGCUGUCGCUCCACAUCUUACGGAAACUGGGACUCGUACCCGAACACGUAGAGACCAGACCUCUGUACAGCCCGCUACAACCUGACAUAGAGCAGGGACGUCUGAUGAUGUGGGUGGACAUGUUUCCAAAGUCCCUUGGCCCACCUGGACCCCCGUUUAACAUCACACCACGCAAAGCCAAGAAGUUCUUCUUGCGUUGCAUUAUUUGGAAUACGAGUGACGUCAUCCUGGAUGACGUCAGCAUCAGCGGAGAGAAGAUGAGUGACAUUUACGUAAAAGGUUGGCUUGAUGGACAUGAGUACAACAAGCAGAAGACUGAUGUGCACUACCGCUCUCUGGGAGGAGAAGGAAACUUCAACUACAGAUUUAUUUUUCCCUUCUAUUAUUUACCUGCAGAACAACUCUGCGUUGUCGAUAAAAAGGAACACUUCUGGAGCAUAGACAAAGCUGAAACUAAAGUGGCUCCAAAACUCACCCUCCAAAUCUGGGACAACGACAAGUUCUCCUUUGACGACUACCUUGGUCACAUAUCGAUGGACUUGAACCACAUGUUGCGCCCAGCCAAGUCUCCAGAGAAGUGUGACCUGCAGCUCCUGCAGCAGCCAGCUGAUAAACUGGUUUCCCUGUUCGAGCAGAAGACAGUCAAAGGCUGGUGGCCGUGCACCUGCACCAACAACGGAGAGAAGACCAUUGCAGGGAAGGUGGAGAUGUCUCUGGAGAUCGUGACGGAACAGGAGCACGAAGAGAGACCAGCUGGCCAUGGCAGAGAUGAACCCAACAUGAACCCUCACCUGGAAGAACCUCAACGACCAGAGACGUCAUUCUUGUGGUUCUCGUCCCCGUACAAGACGCUCCGCUUCAUCCUGUGGAGACGAUUCAAAUGGUUCAUCAUACUCUUCAUCAUCCUUUUCCUCAUCUUCCUUUUCUUGGGGGUCUUCCUCUAUUCUUUCCCGAACUAUGCUGCAAUGAAGAUGGUGGGACCCUUCGGACCAGCCAAGGGAUCGGAGUGAUCAAAAGAGGAAGUUCUAAAAGUUGGGGAAAAAAGGCUUUUAACUAUCAAAAAUGUUAUGUCACCAUGAUAAAGUUUAGCGUUAACCACAGCCAUGAACUUGUGAACUCAGUCUUCAAGCAAGCUUGCCCUCUUUUAGCGGAGGCGCCCAAGGUUUCUGUGCCUUUUUUCUCGCUCUCUGAUCUGUACAUCACAGCGUGUCUUGUCUGCGUACUUGUCCUCGUUGUCUCCCCCGGAUGCGUCUUUAAUCUCGUUUUCAGUUUAAUCCCCUUUUUUCUGGUCCGCGCUCACACAGAGAUGAGGGAGAAUAGAAGCCGUCAGAGAACACGGCAGAAAGCAGAAGCUGAAUCAAAGAUGGAAAUGUUGCCACCCCCCGCCAUGUCUCAGCGGCGGCAUCGCUGCUUCAAUGAGUUGAAGUCAGGUCAGACAGCGGUGACUCUUUUAAAAGUAGAUCAUUCUCAAAAAUUCUCUCUCGAGUGAGAAAGCUCUAAGUGCGAUGUGAAAUUUACACUAGUUGUUUUGUUUGGAGCAUCUUUAAAGUCAAAGUCUGAAACUUCACUGUGGUGUCUUUGCUCGCUGGGUUACUGCAUUACAGCUUUCUCAAACAGCUCCGUCAAAAUGGUUUCUUACUUCUUUCUUGGACUUCAGUUAUUCAGUUCAUGUCUUUCUGGGACUUCAAAUUCAACACCUCUUUUCCCCUCAUUUCUUGACUUUCUGAUCUUCCGUUGCAUUUGGCUGGUUCAUACGUGUGAUCAUUUUUUCGCUCACAAAACAAAGUACUGCAAUUAGUUUUAGGACUGUCCCUAAGUGUCAAGCUGGGAAAACAGCCAAACGUGCACUAAACUCUCCAAAAAAACUUUGGCUGUGUCAAUACUUUUAACAACAAACUAAACUCUCAAGGUCUCUUCAUUCCUCCAACUAAUCACACUGUCUCUAGCCAAUAAGCAAUCGGCUGUCAAUCUGAAAGUUACCGUAACAUAUGGACUAUAAGUCACUACUUCUUUUACACACUCUGAACCCUGUGGCUUAAACAAACACUCCUGCGAAUAGAUGUUUUUGUUUUUUUUUUUUUUUAUGGGCAAAAGAGCUGCUCGCACGAUGCGCUGUUUUCACCCGUACGUAUUCCCCGCCCACACUUUCACCACUGCUCUGAUGUUCCCAUAGCUCCGCCUCCACAGCUGCUGCACAGAGCUCUUGGAAUACAGGGCGAAAAGUACCGGUAAUAUACACACACAACAGUGAAUCAAGUGCAUUCAUGUCAAUAAAAGGCCUGUAAAUUCAUUGGUCUGAUGUGACGAGAUGAAAAAUAUUGGCCACAUGAUGCACGUUCAGAACCGCCUAGUUUGUUUUCAUCAAUAAUCAGUCGCGACUUAAUAAAUGGUGUCGCGUAUCCCCGCACAUUUUGAAGCUGGUACACAGAGACCACUGACAAUUUUACGAUGUAGACUGCACCGCUGCGCCUGCCACUGAUAGACCAGCAGUUCUCAUGUAUGAACAAAAUCAUUUUUUUCUAUUAAUUUCAGUGGGUGUGGUUUAUGUGGAGGUGUGCUCAGUUAUAACAAUAUAUAACAAUAUAUAACAAUAUUUUGUGGAUCACUGUUGGCAACAAUCGGACAUCAGUCAAUGUCAAUGCACGUAAGGUCAAUUGCCAACUCAAAUGAAGCCUCACAAUCCCCUGCUAUUACAAAUACACUUGGAUUUUAAACAACCUAAAACUUUAUUGACAGUAAAAGCUUCACCAUCGAAAUGCACACAAAUUCAGUCAACCCCAAUAUUUUCCUUAAAACAGUUUGAGAUAAUUAUUUAUUAAUAGCAUACUGUAUAUCAUACAUAAAAUUCAUUUAACCAUCCAUCUCCUAUUCCAUUGCAAAUCUCUCAUGCAUUUUCCUUCUUGCAUUCUUCAUGAAUUACAUGUAUUUCAUUUAUUUGAAUUAUCCCUCAUCUGUGGCCUGUUUGUCCCAACUAUCUGAACCUUGCCCGUCCGUACUCUUAUUUUGCAAGAAACAUGCCUGAUAUAUGAUUUGCCACACAAACAUUUGUGAUUCAUAGUUUCACUCAUACACCAGCAUAUGCAGAAUAAUAUUGACUCAGCAACGCUCUGCUGCCUCAAUCUUAAUAUUUUCCAUUUUUCUCCGACUAUUGUACCUUUUCAUCCCGUCUUGCUUCUCUCAUCAAGUUUUUUUUCCCCCCUCUCCUCUUUUAUUCUGCCAGCGCUCGACAGAUUUAGAGCAGGAUUUGUUCUCAUGGCUUAAGGGUUUUAACUUCACACAGCCAGUGUCAAAAGCAUAUGUAGGUGGUUUGUCUGCCCUGUUUAACUUCAUUAUCAUUUAUUGUUUUAGGCUCAUUUCAGCAGGAUGAAUUUAUAAACGCACCUCAGGUCAAGGCUGGGUGGUGGUCCUGCUAUUUUUUCACGUGCUUUCAGGCAAUUACUGCCCAAAUAUGGCACAUGCAGGAAGUGUUAGAGGAGACAUACUAAUCCACCUGGAUUAUGCAGAAUUUCCUGAACAUGCAUGAUUCAGCGUGUGUGUGUGUGUGUGUGUGUGUGUGUGUGCGGCUGCGUGUGCAGGGAUUGUGUGUAUGAAAGCUGGACCUGCUUUCACCUGCUGCUUUCCUUUGGGCUGUUUGGAUGAUGUUUUGAAGAGUUGCUUUGUCAGCGGAAAUGCCUGUUGUUUCAAGCAAUUCACUUGAAUUGACGUGUUGAAAAGUUUGUGAUCAUUAGACAGGUUGAAGCAGCCUCACAUACUGAUGCUAAUGAUUUUCAGCUUGCUGUGAUUCUGCCACGUAGCGCUGCUCUUUUUGGUGUCCAAAAACUGUUUACGCUUAGUGCCUUCUAAAACCCAGAGAGAGCUGCCUGGUUAACCCAAUAACAUGGGUUGGUCAAGGAAAAGUAGUGCCUCCCAUUUGUUCUGAUUUAGCGAGCCACUUUUUUAAAAUUCCACCAGUUUGAGUUUGAGUUUAGUUGCUCACACUAGUCUUCCCCUGCCGCCUUCAUUUAUAUUCUAGGCUCCUUUGUAAACACCUUUAACUGGACACUGUCACAGUCAAAGUCAGUUGUAAAGCGACCAGACAACAAACUAAUAAGGGAAAUUGAUGAUAAAUAUAAACCUGACUUAUUGUUAAAAUUUGUGAGUGAAAUAUGACGGGCAGUAUGAAAAACUGUGUCUACUUCCCCAGAUCAGAAGGGGUAAUUGAAAUACUGUAAAAGAAAGAUUCCUGUGAUCUCCGUGAAUGAUGGCUGCCUUUGUUAAAAGCUGCGAUGCCUUCGUGUACAGUAAAACACUGAUGCCUCUUAUCACUGCCUGAGCUUCUGAUAAACAGUACGGCGAUACAUAAACCAGAAAUGUGCCCUUAUAUGAUCAAUGUGUUUCUUGUUGAACUGCUUUUGAAUGAAUGCAUUGAUCGUGUCAUGAAUGAAAUAAAAAAAGCACUGAGUCUAUUGAGUGGCUUACUAACCUAAAACUGGCUACAGCUUUGACCCCUCACUGACUGCACUUUCUUGAAAGACAAUCUGAUAUUUUUGGCCGUGCUGAAAUAUUUGUACAACAUGCCUUGAGUUGCUGACACUUCACAAUCUCCAAAAAUGAACAUGUAUCAUUAGUACUUUUUUUUUUUUUCCUCUGUUGGACUUUGGGGUGUUGCUCUAAAAAAAUAUCGAAAUGCAAAGUUCCUGUUGUGCCAAUAUUAUCAAUAAAUUGUAAAAUUUC